GCAUGGUCAAAAAAUGUCGCAGCCACGUUCUCGAAAUGUUGGGGGGUGUGAUAAAAGGAGAGUGUAAUAAAUGAGACACACACCCAAAAAUCUAUCGCUGUCAAUCACGCAGUAUAUCCCUAUGAUAUACAUCUUUCUCUGUAAAUAUAUAUUCACUGUACAAGUGCAUCAGAGGGACGUCAAGUGAGAAAUCCCCGACCUCCUCUGCAGAUUAUUGUGGCUGUUUCUUGCCUCUAUCCCUGGUCAAAGAAAUUCAGCUGUAAUCCCCUUUCUCUGACUCUGCUGGAGACCCAUUCAUAUUCUAAUCACAGAACCUUUUCCUUCCCCUAAAAUACAGCCACUUUUUUUUUUUUUUUUUUUUAUAUAGUCCAAAGCUCCGCUCCUUCCCCUCACACGUUUAUCCCCUAACCUCAAUCUUGCAAAUAAAAAAAACAACCAAAUUAAAAUUUAAAUUCCACUUCUUUGUAAAACUGUUCCCUGCACAAAGUUUGUAUUUCCGACAUUAAAAAGAAAAAAAAAAAAAAUCCAAAAAAAAAGUGGAUUUAAACUUUGUAAAGAGUGCGUGUUCUGCAUUUGUAAUUGGCCCCUCGGAAUUUUUGAUUUGAGUCUGCAGAAAUUAGAUUUUGUUGUUUUUUUUUUGUUUGUUUUUUUUGAAAAUUCCCAUCCAGUCGCAGGUUAUAAAUUAUAGAUAUGUAUAGAUUCCAGGAAAAAAACUAAAAAAAAAAAAUUAAAAUAAAAAUGUCUAAAUUAAUUUGUUCAGUUUGGGGUGAUGGUUUCUGCAUGCGAAUCCGUUUUUCAGUAAUAAUGAGCACAGGGGGACGUAGGACUCCUCUUUUUUGAAAGUUUAAAUAAUAAGAAAAAAGGUUUUUAUUAUAUGAAAAGGGGUGUCAAAGUGCCGGGAUUGCGUAGAUAUAAACCCCCCCCCUUUCAGACGAGACCUUUUCUUAUUCAAAGCAGCAUCACAAUGGGCUUCACAUUGAGUCUCGCCACAUCCCAAUGUAACCAGCAGCCAUUCAUCAGUCAAUGACAUGUGUCCCAUCAGGGCUCCUACAAAAUCAUGGUUUUUCCCAUGAAACAUCCGCAAACAUUGUGACCGGUCUGGAUUACUGUGUCCGUUUUUUAUUCCGUCUUUCUCCAUUCACUGUUGAGAUUAGUGUCCCAUCCUCAGGAUUGUGCCGUUCCUAUACUGCUUAUGGGAAGAGCAUGAAUUGCGACUUACUGGAGCAGCCGGACAUGGAUUCUACAGAAAGUUGGAUCGAGCGGUGCCUCUGUGAAAGUGAAAACAAGCGUUACUCCAGUCACACGUCUCUCGGAAACAUUUCUAAUGAUGAAACUGAUGAAGAAAAGGAAAAUCGAGCAUCAAAGCCUCAUUCUACUCCGGCAACUUUGCAAUGGCUGGAGGAGAACUAUGAGAUUGCAGAAGGAGUGUGUAUUCCAAGAAGUGCCCUUUAUAUGCAUUACUUGGAUUUCUGCGAGAAGAAUGAUACGCACCCAGUGAACGCCGCCAGCUUUGGGAAGAUAAUUAGACAGCAGUUCCCGCAGUUAACCACGAGAAGACUUGGCACGAGAGGCCAAUCAAAGUACCAUUAUUAUGGCAUAGCGGUGAAGGAGAGCUCCCAGUACUACGAUGUAAUGUAUUCCAAGAAAGGAGCAGCUUGGGUCAACGACUCAGGGAAAAAAGAAGUCCCCAAGCAGACAGUAACAUAUUCACCACGAUCCAAGCUCGGCACUUUACUGCCAGAGUUUCCAAAUGUCAAAGAUCUAAAUCUGCCAAGCAGCCUUCCAAAAGAAAAGAUUUCUACUUUUAUUAUGAUGUAUCGAACCCACUGCCAGAGGAUACUGGACACUGUUAUCCGAGCCAACUUUGAUGAGGUUCAGAGUUUCCUACUGCACUUUUGGCAAGGAAUGCCGCCCCAUAUGCUUCCUGUGUUGGGUUCAUCCACCGUGGUAAAUAUUGUCGGGGUUUGUGACUCUAUCCUCUACAAAGCAAUCUCAGGAGUCUUGAUGCCAACUGUGUUGCAAGCUCUGCCAGACAGCUUGACCCAAGUCAUAAGGAAGUUCGCAAAACAACUGGACGAAUGGUUAAAAGUCGCUCUCCACAAUCUUCCAGAAAACUUGCGGAACAUCAAAUUUGAGCUGUCGAAAAGGUUCUCACAAAUACUUAGAAGGCAAACGUCGUUGAACCAUCUCUGUCAGGCAUCCAGGACUGUAAUACACAGUGGAGAUAUUACGUUUCAGAUGCUGGAGGACUGGAGAAAUGUUGACCUGAAUAGCAUCAACAAGCAAAGUCUCUAUACAAUAGAAGACUCUAGAGAAGAACACAGGAAACUUAUCAUCCAAUUAUAUCAGGAGUUUGACCAUUUGCUAGAGGAGCAGUCUCCAAUCGAAUCUUACAUUGACUGGCUGGAUUCCAUGGUGGACCGGUGUGUAGUAAAAGUAGCCUCAAAAAAGCAAGGGUCGCUGAAGAAAGUAGCCCAGCAAUUCCUUUUAAUCUGGUCGUGCUUUUGUACAAGAGUCAUUCGGGAUAUGACGUUGCACAGCGCGCCGAGCUUUGGGUCGUUUCACCUAAUUCACCUAAUGUUUGAUGACUACGUCCUUUACCUGCUGGAGUCGUUACACUGCCAAGAGAGAGCCAAUGAACUCAUGAGGGCCAUGAAGGGAGAGGCGCAGGGGGAAAUUAGAGAAGAAAUAGUACUGGGGGAACCUGCAAUUUCCACACCUUCACCAGUUCCAUUUUCACCGGCCGCUUCUUCUUCCUCAGUCGAAAUUCCAUCUGCAAGUUCACCUGUCAGCAACCAGUCCCCAGAAACUGGAGUGGCAGCCACAACAGGUACAACACCAUCAUACACAUGGUCUCUAACUUACACUGUCACUACAGCUGCUAAUGGACCUGGAGAAAACGGUCAGCAAGUCCCGAGGAGUCCGCACAUGACCCCAUCAGUCCCACACAGAAUACCUGUAUAUCCACACAGAGAAGAUGGAUACACGGGAAGCUAUAACUAUGGGACUUACAGUAACCAAGGACACCACCCAAUAGCAUCUCCGUAUACAUCAUUACCGCUGGAGUCUGGCCUCUCUGGACCUCUACAUUACACUGCCUAUCACAGAAGCAGCUCCCAGUACCCAUUUAACAGCCAAACGCGAAUGGAGCCCUGCCUUAUGAGUGGUGCAACAAGACUCCUUCCCAGCCAGGUGGCACCCCAUUGGCCAGAUGUUGCCUCAACCAACUCCUGUUUCACCAGCCCCAGAUAUUCAAACGCAAGUGAGAUGUACACGUCGCUGGCACCACGGAUAAACUCUGACUAUGAACACAUGCAGCAUUUCCCAGGCGUCGCCUACAUUAACGGGGAGGCCAGCGCGGGAUGGGCAAAAUGAAGACGGUGCCGGUGAACUUUGUCAAUACUGAAGUCUUUUUUUUUUCUUGAACUACGAAAAUACGUUUUUGUACAGAGAAACUUGGCAAUGCCACUGUAGAAAAAGAGAUUUUAUUGCUUAUGUAGAGCACUAUAUGGGCCAGGCUGUGCCUUUUCUAAGUUAAAGGAUAAGUAAACCUUUAAAAUAAGUGAAUGUAAAAUUGAUGAGUGUUAUUCUAAGCCCUUUUGUCAUUUACAUUCAUUAUUUAUUUUCUUUUUAUUCCAAGAUAUUAAGGGAUACAU
Molecule: messenger RNA, 3656 nt
Organism: Xenopus laevis (African clawed frog)
Lineage: Eukaryota; Metazoa; Chordata; Amphibia; Anura; Pipidae
Gene: rfx4.S
Product: regulatory factor X4 S homeolog
Exons: 18
Coding region: 1024-3375 (783 amino acids)
Biological process (GO): regulation of transcription by RNA polymerase II; DNA-templated transcription; regulation of DNA-templated transcription
Cellular component (GO): nucleus
Molecular function (GO): DNA-binding transcription factor activity, RNA polymerase II-specific; DNA-binding transcription factor activity; RNA polymerase II cis-regulatory region sequence-specific DNA binding
Source: RefSeq, a predicted model, not a curated record